Molecule: messenger RNA, 831 nt
Organism: Guillardia theta CCMP2712
Lineage: Eukaryota; Cryptophyceae; Pyrenomonadales; Geminigeraceae
Exons: 1
Biological process (GO): amino acid activation for nonribosomal peptide biosynthetic process; secondary metabolite biosynthetic process
Cellular component (GO): cytoplasm
Molecular function (GO): phosphopantetheine binding
Source: RefSeq, a predicted model, not a curated record
AUGUCAGCUGGUAGGCAACUAGCAACUUGUGAUCUGCCAGUCACACAAGUAACUGCUCAUCAUCUCUGUUGGGUCUACUACACAUCUGGCUCGACGGGUCGGCCCAAGGGAGUCUUGUGCGAGCACCGCAAUGCGCUAGCCUACGUCCGGAACCACCCUUUCUACUCUGAGAUGUCGGAGAGCGCAAGGAAACGAGGAGAGGAAAAGCGCAAGAGAAUUCUGUGCGCCAGCGCUUUCACCUUCGACCCUUCUUCCGGGGAUAUCUUCGCUGCUCUGUGCCAUGGCGACGUGCUCUGUCUUUCAAGCCGAUCGAAGCUGAUGGUAGACUUUGGUGAGACAAUCCUGAGCUGUGGCGCGACCCAUGUGUGUAGCACUCCCAUCCUAUGGCGGACCAUCCAGGAGCCGGUAGACAAGUAUACAGAGCUAGAGGUCGUUGCUCUUGGGGGGGAGGCGAUGCCACGGGAGCUGGUGGAGAAGUGGGCAGAUCGUGUUUGUCUGUUGAAUGUUUACGGGACGACGGAAGCGACUGUCUACCAGACGAUGAGGAAGAUGGAGGUCGGAGACAACCCGAGGAUGAUCGGCAGACCUCUGACUGGAGUUCUGGUGAAGGUGAUCGGUGAGGAUGGAGAGGAGGCUAAGGAAGGGGAGACGGGCGAGUUGCAUGUGGGAGGAGAGCAGGUAUCGCGCGGUUAUCUUGGACUACCUGAGUUGACUGAGAGCAAAUUCUACUCGCAAGAAACAAGAUUCUACAGGACAGGAGAUCUGUUCCGUGUACUUGGAAGUGACAUGGAGUUCAUCGGUCGUCUUGAUUCACAAGUGAAGCUGAUGGGA